Molecule: messenger RNA, 1326 nt
Organism: Acanthosepion pharaonis
Lineage: Eukaryota; Metazoa; Mollusca; Cephalopoda; Sepiida; Sepiidae
Source: the annotation of a GenBank genome assembly
AUGAAAUUUGUUUUCUUUCUCCUGGAAUAUAAUGACGGAGAUCUCAUUCACUUCACCUCGAACAGUGAAUUAGCGGAAGCAAUCAAGUCUACGGCAGAUGGAGUUUUUAAAUUGUACGCACAAGAGAAACCAUUGUUCAAAGACAGUGCUGAACUACAUUUGGGUGUCGUGUGCAGUACUUGCAAGAAACCUAUACAGGGAUCCCGUUACAAGUGUCUAGCAUGCCAUGACUACGAUCUGUGCCAUAGCUGUGAGCUGAUUGGAACACACCUCGAGCAUGCAAUGAUCAAAAUACCAACGCCUAGCACUCCGUGGGUGGCACAAAUAAUGCAAUAUUCCUACACGUAUGGGCCGAUGUCUCCAGUGUCUCCAAUGUUGUUGAAAUGCCGCACUGAAGAUGGUGGAUCGAGAAGCGCUCUACCACUGAACCUGGACGAAAAUUUGUCUCCCAUUAUGGAUCGACCUUCUUUUGCAUCAAGCAUUGGUCAGCCGUAUUCCCGAAAUGAUUGGUCACUGUUCAGCGAUAGCCCAAUGUCCAGCCGAUCGGGUGUUGGCCAAGCUGCUGCCAUGGAACACUCGUAUCACUCUGAGGAACUGCAAUCGCGCCAAAGCAGAAUGGUUGAGCGGGAUUCUCUUGGUACCGUAGACAAAUCAUCAUACAGAGAAAGUCUGUUCAGUUAUAACGAGUCCCCGCAGGACAAAAUAUCAGGAGACUGGACAAUUCUGAAUUCCUCUUCCAAGUCCAAAGACACCAACGAAGUUACUAGUACAGUUACCAGUAUUGAAUCCAGUGGUUCCAAGACACAAACAGAAUUCACAAAGGUGACGGAAAUAUCCUCUGAGAAAGAAGCUUCUUCAGCAAACAUGGCAAAUUCAUCGGAAAUGAAUUCUGUAUCGUCCGAACCUAAAGAAGAUGAGCAAGAAAAAUCCAUUUCAGCUGCGAUAGACAACACAGUGGAGGAUAUUGACACGAAACUGGACACGACGACGACGAGAACAACAAUGUCUUCAGAGAAUGGAAGUGCAGACCCCGGCACAGAAACCGUCUCGAGCACGACAAAUGAUUCAAAAGACGACAAAGAAGCGACCAAAACAGAGGGACCGGGUGAACCCAAACCGAAAGUGGAUAACAACUUAUAUUAUCCAAAAAUUCGUCGAUAUGCCGAGGCCUUGGAUAACCUAAUGAGCAUGGGUUUCACCAAUGAGGGUGGCUGGUUGACAGUUCUCGUUGAGGAGAAACGUGGUGACAUCAUCCGGGUUCUUGACUUUAUUGAAAAUAAUAUUCAAAAGUGCCGAGAGAAUGAACAAGCCAAAUCUAGGAAUUAA